AUGACAACCUCAAAUCUUACCAACGCAUUGAACAACCGCAAGCUUCGAAUAGAUGAGUCAACAGUCGAGAAUAUCCUUGGAUUUAUGCAUAAUUAUACUACAAAUGUUGUAGAAAUAAAAGUGUCCAUCAAUUCGGGAAACAAAACGCAACGUUUCCCAGAACUCAUGUGGCCUUGGGCAAGCGAAAUUGGUCGAACAAUAAUCUCUCUAACUGCACGAUACACGUCUUCCGUGCAACUUUGGUGGCAUUUCCCGCUAAGCCCGCUUAAUGGUGGGAUAGAAAAAGUGGAUGUUCUUGUUUCUGUGAAAAAUUAUGGAUGUUUACCAACAGAAAGCAAAGGAUCUGAACGUGUCUUUGACUUUCUGUUGGAUCAGCUUUCUCAUUCAGACGACACCCAUAAUUAUAAGUUAUGUCGUGCAUUUAAUAAUGAAAAAGAAUCAGUAAAACAAUAUAAUUGUUGCAGAGUGGCCAGUGGUGAAAAGCGGACGAUUUGUGCUAAAUACUUAUCAUUCGCAGUGAAAUCUAUUCAAUACGGUGUGCUUUUAUUUGGAUUCGUCAUUUUAUAUAUUGGUUUCCCUUUAAUAAUUUCAGAUCCCGACGAUGAAAAAGUGCAUUAUGAAAUUAUGGACAGUCCAUUGGCACUUUCAACAACUUUCUAUACCCUGUAUAAUGAAGGACAUGUUUCAGGGGUGAUAAUCGCAACCAUUAUCACUUUAACUACUCCCCCUGCUUAUUUGAUUGUUCUGCUGUUUUCUUGUCAUAUUCCUUGUAUGGCUUUUGACAUUUUUGUGUUAAAUGAAAAUGAUCCUGAGCUGCUGAAUCGACUAUCAGUUAAUGUGUAUAAUGCCCAUAUAACCAUCCUUACUUUACCUUUGAAUAUCAAAUUCUGGUGGAAUAUUUUAACGUUAAAAUUCUCGAACUACCAGACACGUACGCCUAAGUUUUGUUAUGUUUUAGUUUCCGUAAUCUGCUUUCCUUUUGCUUUUAUUAUUGUUUCUGGGUUCAAUUUGAUUUCAUCUUUGCACGUGGUGAUAUAUAGAACAUUAUGCUUUGGGAUUUUUACUUCUUUUAAACUUUGGAAAUUAUUUGUUUUAUUACUACAACCAAUAGCACUUGGUGUGCUCAUGUGUUUCAUUGUCAUAUGCUUAUUUUCAACGUUCUUGUUUACUGCUGCUAUUUACCUUAACGGAGAAUUUUUUGGUCCAAUCGCCGUGCCCGUAAUAGGUCUUGUUGUUUAUCUCUGGAAAUACUGGAAAUUUUUUAUUGAAAUAAAGUACUUGGUUCUUAAAACAAACACGUACGAAGUAUGCAAGGAAUUAUGGGAAAACAAUGAAGCACCUGUUCAAAAUCCUGAAGGAAAUUUAGAGGUCUUUACAGUAAAUGUUAAGGAUGGAAAGAUUCUGAAAACUCUCUAUAACAAGAUAAGAGAAAAGAUUUUGCCCUAUGACAAAGUCUUAUUUUAUUUUUUUGCUAGAAUGGUCUUCGUUGCCACUUUCUUUCUUAUUUUAUAUGCCAUGAUGUCAUCAACCCAAAAAUCCAACAUCUCAAGCUCUGCACAAAUAAUCAGCUCAUUAAUAGUGAGUACGUUCCCGCUUUUUUUCGACGCAAUUUGGGACGAAGGUACACUUGUGAAAAAAUAUGUAGGUAACACAGAACAAAAGCAAAUGAUACGCGAAAUCAUUUCAUUGAAGGGGAAAACUGGCGAUACGAUAACGAUUAGCAUGCACUAAAACAGAUGAGGAACACACUCCCAUCACUAACUGGGACGACAUCAAUAUUGGCUCGAUUAACCCAAUUUGGAAAAGCGUAAUCUAUUAAAUUAAGAUAUGAUGGUAUGGAAUCCCGGCAAACUUCAAAGGCACGAAGACCUUUGUUUGAUGUUGAACUGUACCUUACCACGCACAAAUUCUUUUGCCUCAACUUCAUUAAAUAUUAUUCAUUGUGGCUGCACGUUUCAUCUCAGUUAUCCCUAUUGGACGAUUACUUCAUUAUAUGAAAAUACAAUGAGCUCAAUCACCGUGACCGUGCGCAAAUUAAAGUGCGACUAACCACUAAUAUGAUUUUUGGUAUGUGUAAUAUUUGGGUCAUUUGAAGAAGAAAUGUAAUAUAUCUUUAUAAUAAAAAAAUCCAUCCAGAUCAACUUUUUC
This is a messenger RNA of Paramuricea clavata, 2148 nucleotides long. The record is from the annotation of a GenBank genome assembly. NCBI's taxonomy places the organism in Eukaryota, Metazoa, Cnidaria, Anthozoa, Malacalcyonacea, Plexauridae.